AUGAUGCUCCUGAGAAGCUUGUGUGUGACCUUUCUCCUCUUGGUCCUGGUCGAGGCUCAGUAUGAGAAGUACAGUUUUAAAAGUUUCCCCCAGAAGGACAUCAUGCCCCUGGACUCUGCGUACGGUUACGCGUUGGAGCAGUACGCAGCGCAGAACUGGGCAGAGAGCAUCAAGUUUCUGGAGCUCAGCCUGCGGCUACACCGGCUCCUGCGGGACAGCGAGGCUUUCUGCAGCCGCAGCUGUAGCUCCGUCAGCCGGGACAACGACACCCUCUUCUCCGACAACACCCUCCGAGUAGUGCGCCACAUUCUGCUGAGAGCUGCGUGCCUUAAAAAGUGCAAGGCGGACUUUCCAGUGUUUACCCUCGCAUACCCAAAGAGGGAUUUAUUGGAAAGUUUCGAGCAAAGGAUACCGUAUCGGUAUAUCCAGUAUGCGUACUACCAGCUCAACAACUUGGAGAAAGCCGUAGCAGCUGCUCACACCUUCCUGAAGAAGAACCCAGACGAUCCCUAUCUGACCAAGAAUAUGAAAUACUACAAGACACUGUUUGAUGUGGAUGAAUAUCUCAUCGACCACGAGGAGCAGCCGUAUGAAAGUGUGUUUUUGAAGAGCGUGGUGCUUUACAACAGCGGAGACUUCAGCAACAGCGCCCGAAACAUGGAGCAGGCCAUCACACAAUAUUUUGAAGGAUAUAACCUCUGUUCAGCAGGCUGCGAGGGCUCGUAUGAGAUAUUAGAGUUCAAAGAUUUCUAUCCCACUCUAGCAGAUCUCUACACCGAUGUGCUGAAAUGUAAGAUAAAAUGUGAGGAGUUCCUAACACCCAACGUGGGAGGCUUCUUUGUGGAGAAGUUUGUAGCCACCAUGUAUCACUACCUCCAGUUUUCCUAUUAUAAAUUGAACGAUGUAAAGAACGCUGCUCCGUGUGCAGCCAGUUAUAUGCUGUUUGACUCUAAAGACCAGGUGAUGAUGCAAAAUGUAGCGUACUAUCGCUUCUACCGGGAGCAGUGGGGGCUGGAGGACAAUGAUUUUGAGCCUCGGCCUGAGGCCUUGACGUAUUUUAACCAGACAACCAAGCAGAAAGAGAUGCUGGAGUUUGCACUGAACUACUUACAAACAGACGACGAGGAUGUAGUAAGUCCAGAAGAAGUGGUCACCUCUGAGCAUCCGGACGCAGAGUUUGAAGGUAUGGGAGACUACGAGGAGUCCUUCCUGGCUGAGUGGUGGCAGGAGCCCAAAACUAAGUGGGACACUGGAGAGGUUGCAGACUGAUGUUUGUCCUCGUCCUCUGUGAAGAAUGCUUCCUCGUACAGCUCUGUCUCACCUCUCACGACGUCAUACCAGAGAACAUUGACGUCCCUGCAGACAGACCUACGAUCCCAACAGUAUUUAGCAGAAAAGGCACAACUUAAACACAGUUGUGCACAUUCAAAUGAACUUAUGUUGAUCAAGAUCACAGA
This is a messenger RNA of Scomber japonicus (chub mackerel), 1457 nucleotides long. It is a transcript of the gene p3h4, whose product is annotated as prolyl 3-hydroxylase family member 4 (inactive). Bases 1 to 1269 code for a protein of 422 amino acids. Gene Ontology annotation, molecular function: protein binding; collagen binding. Gene Ontology annotation, cellular component: endoplasmic reticulum. Gene Ontology annotation, biological process: collagen fibril organization; peptidyl-lysine hydroxylation. Lineage: Eukaryota; Metazoa; Chordata; Actinopteri; Scombriformes; Scombridae. The transcript is spliced from 7 exons. The record is from RefSeq and is a predicted model, not a curated record.